UUCUUCAUCACUUUUUCGUCCUUAUACAAUAUUUAAUGCACUUAUUUCUUAUCUACGACCAAUGGAAGCUCGAGAAAUGAAGAUUUGUGUUUAGAAAUAAUUGUAAAUGAGUGAGACGAGAUUCUCUGCACUACUUGAGGCCCUCAAUUCCUAUUUCUUCAUCACUUUUUCGUCCUUAUACAAUAUUUAAUGCACUUAUUUCUUAUCUACGACCAAUGGAAGCUCGAGAAAUGAAGAUUUGUGUUUAGAAAUAAUUGUAAAUGAGUGAGACGAGAUUCUCUGCACUACUUGAGGCCCUCAAUUCCUAUUUCUUCAUCACUUUCUCGUUUCUAUACAACAUUUAAUGAACUUAUUUCUUAUCUACGACCAAUGGAAACUUGAAAAACGAGGAUUUGUGCUUGAAAAUAAUUGUAAAUGAAUGAGACAAGGUUCUCUGUACUACUUGAGCCAUUCAAUUCCUAUUUCUUCAUCACUUUCUCGUUUUUACACAAUGUUUAAUGAACUUAUUUCUUAUCUACGACCAAUGGAAACUUGAAAAACGAGGAUUUGUGCUUGAAAAUAAUUGUAAAUGAAUGAGACAAGGUUCUCUGUACUACUUGAGCCAUUCAAUUCCUAUUUCUUCAUCAGUUUUUCGUUUUUACACAAUGUUUAAUGAAAGUAUUCGCUGUCUGCGGUUACUGCAAGCUCGGAAAACGAAUGUUUGCGGUUGGAAAGGCUCGUGAAUGGGCGAAACGUGAAACUUGAUUUCGAUUGCACUUUACUAUGAUUAGUUGCACGUGGCUCGCUUUCAUUCACCUUGAUUCCCUCCCGCCAAAUUGCCGGAGUACUACUGGUAAACCCGUGAGGCUAUUGGUCUCCGUAUGCGUGCCGUCGGCCGCUGAUUGGCCGGUAUUUACUCCCGCACAAGCUGCGAGCACAAGGCCGAGUGGAACCGGAGCCCAGGUCAGGGUGCACGAUCGUUUCUUUCGCCAGUUGGAGCAGGAGUCUUGCGCAGUCGACAUCGUCCCGACUCUCCGGCCAUCGACUAUGGCUGUCCUACGAACAUUCACGCAGCCGCUGCUUUCAAACCGUGCCUUCGGCCCUUUUGGGCCCGUCUUUCAUCGAGCCAAUCUGGCCCUCGUACUCUGCCUGUCUCUAGCUAAAGGAGGUACGAGUACUCCGUUGGCAAGCCACUAUGCGAACGACGUGAACUACUACGAGAUAAGCAAUGAGGAGAGGUCAGACCCAUUGGAGAAGUUUUAUUUAAUUCGAGAACAGAGGUGGCACACAGACACUGUGCUGCCUAUUCCUUUAUUGCCAUCCACAGAGGGAAUGUCAGCUCGAUCUCAUCACAGGUAACACAUAAAUCCUCAUCAGUCCCAUAGUAAAUGUCUCAAUUUCACAGCCUUUUCCUUCCAUAAUUUUCCAAAGAAUAUCAUAGAAGCUAGGAAUCCACUGCCUUAUCCUCCAUAAUUUCCCAAAGCCAGGUCAGUCUUCAACCAACAAAAAUUAGGAACCCACUGCCUUAUCCUCAAUAAUUUUCCAAAGCCAGGCCAAUC
This is a messenger RNA of Ceratina calcarata, 1538 nucleotides long. RefSeq lists its product as uncharacterized. The record is from RefSeq and is a predicted model, not a curated record. The coding region runs from base 763 to 1338 and encodes 191 amino acids. NCBI's taxonomy places the organism in Eukaryota, Metazoa, Arthropoda, Insecta, Hymenoptera, Apidae. The transcript is spliced from 2 exons.